Molecule: messenger RNA, 2780 nt
Organism: Dermatophagoides pteronyssinus (European house dust mite)
Lineage: Eukaryota; Metazoa; Arthropoda; Arachnida; Sarcoptiformes; Pyroglyphidae
Product: tetratricopeptide repeat protein 27
Molecular function (GO): protein binding
Source: RefSeq, a predicted model, not a curated record
UCUUAAACAUGUGACUCUUCAUGUGUUUUAAUUUUUUUUCCGAAUUUAUUUUUUUCAUCUUGCAAACAAACAUCAUCAUGGAAAAAAGUGAUAGUUUGGAAUUUUUUUGCGAUCAAAUGUUACACCGAUAUUAUGAUCUGUUAAUUGAUCAUCAAUCAGUUGGCCAAUCUACGAUGCCCAUGACGUAUAUUCAUUUUAAGGAUGAAUUAAUUUGGUUGGAAAUUCUCAGAAAUCUUGAAAUUCGUCAAGCUUUAACAUCAAUGUUCCGUAAAGAUGAAGAAAGUUUUGACAACAUUAAAGGACCCAAAAAUUUGGAUGAUAGAGUCGGAAAGCUUUUGGUCGGAGCCAUAUCAUGUUUGCAGCUUUAUGUCAUAGAUAAUUUUUUAUUUCAUAUUGAUCGAAGUCAAAAAAAAUCUUACGAUGAUUGUUUAGAGUUUGUCAAAGAUUUUUUCACUCUAGACGACGAAAACUGUGACAUUCAUUGCAUCGAAUAUUCACUUGAUAUUGAUGGUGAAACUAUUUCUCCUUCGGCAAGAAACAUUGAAUUAUUGAAACUUUCUCGACUUGUUUUUGAAUUUUUGAAUCAGAAAUUUAAUACCUUUUUUCAAAAUCGCCCAGAUGAACAAUUUUAUUUCAUUUUAUGGUCGAUGCGUUCCGCCAUUAUUCAUCAAUCUUCACUUUCUUCAUCGACUGGAACGCUUUAUGAUGAAAUUCUUGAUUAUACCAAGCGAUUGGAAUCGAUUCUCGCAUCAAAUGACAAGAUAAGCAAUUCAUUCAAAAUGAACUUGUUCACCGAAAUCGUUAAUAUAUUCACAAUUUUCGGCGAUCAAGAAAAUUCAAAAAAAUACAUGACUUUAGCUAAAAAUCAUUCGGAUGUUUUGUUCGAUUUAAUUGGUCGACUUGGAUUACGAACUCAAUUUCAAACAAAACCCGUUUCACAGUUGAUGGUCAAUCUCAAACGAUUGUCAGAAGAACCCGACGAAAAAAUAAAAAAUAAUGAAGUCAAAAUUACGAUAACUAUGCCGUUCAAUGAACCUUCGGAGGAUAAUACGCUUUUCCAAGAAGUGAAAUUUAUUGACGAAGAAAAAUCCGAUUCGAAUCAAAUCGUCAAGCUCAAACCUAUUGAACAAUCGUUAAUGGUCACCUGGAUUAAAUUUCAGCAGCGUUUUGGAUCGGCUACUGAUGAACUUUUGCGUGAAGAAUUAUUAACAUACAUUUAUUUUCUUUUACAACAUUGUGAUCAUUGGAUUUUGCAGUUUAUUCUGUUGGAAAUGCGAAGUCUUCAGGAACGUUUAAUACGCCGACGUGUGGAACGUUCAUUGAAACAGUUUCAAACCCUUUUUGAAACUAUACGUUAUUCAAAUAAAAAGUUUUUCGCAGAACAAGCAUUCCAACGAAUCAGAUAUUUUUAUUCGGUGCUUUCUAAUCCAUUCUGGAAAAUCGAAAAACAAUAUGCUGAUCUAUUGUUUGUUCUGGGUGUCUAUAAAUCUGCUUUGGAUGUCUAUCUUCGCCUGCAACAAUGGCGUGAAAUAAUCGAAUGCUACAGGAGAAUUGGCUUGCUACACAAAGCCGAGGAAAUAAUUCGUGAAAAAUUGACCGAAAAUGAUAAUCAACCUGAUAUGCAUUGCUUAUUGGGCGAAAUAACUGGCGAUCUUGAUUGUUUUCAUUAUUCCUGGAAAAUAUCUAAUCAUCAAUAUGCGCGAGCACCAAAAAUGCUUGGUCUACAUUAUUUUGAUGUCAAAGAUUAUGAACAUGCUUUGGAAUAUUUCCGAAAGUCAAUCGAUGUUAAUUCAAUGCAAGUCGAUGUUUGGUAUCGUAUGGGUUACAUUGGUUUGAUACAAGAAGAUUGGAAUCUUUCGGUCAUGGCCUAUAGAAAAGUGCUGCAAUUCGAUACUGAUUCAUUCGAAGCAUGGAAUAAUCUGUCAAAAGCUUAUAUUAAACUUGGAGAUAAAGAACGGGCAAUGAAAACAUUACAAGAAGCCCUUAAAUGUGAUUUUGAACAAUGGAAAAUUUGGGAAAAUUAUAUCGCCGUUUGUGCCGAUCUUGGUGAAGUUUGGGAAAUUAUUCAAUCAUGGCAUCGAUUGAUAGACAUCAAAAAAACGUAUCUAGAUGAUCAAGUAGCUGAUAUACUCGUCAAAUGUCUUCAAGAACAUUCGGAUGAUCAACGAUUAAUUUCAAAAUCCAUAGAGCUAUUCGGUCGUAUAACGAGUACAUCUCCUGGAACAGCAAAAACCUGGAAUCUAUAUGCCCGAUUGUUAAUUAUGGCCAAUCGUGACCGAGAUGAUGUGGCCAAAAUCGAACAAUGUUUGCAAAAAUCUCAACGUCAAAUAUUGAUGGAUGGCUGGGAAAAAAAUGUCUAUAAGAUGAUUGAAGUUUUGAACCAUUUCGAAGAUCUAGCCGUUGAUAUUUUCGAAUUUAUAAAAAAGCAUCCACAAACAUUGCCCACAACUUUAGGUUCAUUCCGACUAUCGCUGAAUUCUAUUCUGGGACAAGUGAACAAAACAAAGUCUAAUCUAGCUAUUACAGAACCCGCAAUAUUGGAAAAAUUGAAUGCAAAAAUUGAUGUAAUCUCACAGAUACAGAAUCAAGUUAUAGACAUUUUAAAAAAAUGAACCAAAAUUAAUGCUAUUUUUUGUUGAUUUUAUUUUUUUCAUAAUUGAAUUUUUCAAUAAUAAUUACAUUUCGAUUAUUUUAUCGAAUUUAUCCAUUUUAAAUCUAAAAUUGCUUAAUUUGAUAACAAUUACAAAGCGGCAGCACCUGAAAUAAUUUCAAUCAACUCC